GAAAGAACAUUCAGCAAAGCAACGACGGUCAAUGGUGAUGGCCGCGGAGCUGCUAAAUGGUGGAAUCAGCCAGUCCGUCUCGAAACACCGAGGUUUAAACAUCGUCGAGAAAGCAUCGGGUGGAUUUUGUCUUGAUUCCUCUGUUGAUCUAUCGUUUUAUUAUUACAAUCGUGCAAUUCUGAAAUCGUUUAUCAUAGUUACGUAUACGUGUGAUCGUAAAAACUGCGAGUGUGUGUUUUAUUCUUAAUCGUUUGAACGAUAUUGCCGUGUGUUACGCAGACGUGGGACACAGAAAUUGAGAUGCAUUUACUUCUGAUACAAGGAUAAAAUCGACGGUCUACGCAGUUAUUAUUUCUAAGUCAUGGUCGUCUCUUUUUGACCGACUUCUCAUGCGUCACUACUUGAAUAAUGCGAUGAGAGAAUUUGUAUGCAUAUCCAAUAACGAAAACGUAAUACUGCGGAAAGGUCGGUUCAUUUGAACGAAUAUCGACCAUAAGAAGAGAAACAGCUACUUAAAUUUCAUUUCAAAGCCAAGAUAAGAAAUUAAAAAAGAUUACAAUAUAAAAUGAAGCUUGAGGGGAAUUGUUCACACGAAGAUAAUACCAAUGAAAUUUUAUUACAACCUAGGAAUGGUUCAGGUAUUCGUUUACUUGUACCAACACAACCCAAAACGAUUACGCAUCUACCGAAAAGACCGCCGGUUGAACUAGCAUUCACAGAUUUAACAUACAGGGUACGAGAAGGCAGCAAAAAUAAUGUAAAGACAAUCUUAAAAUCCGUCAGUGGAAGACUACGAUCUGGAGAACUGACAGCUAUUAUGGGGCCUUCCGGUGCAGGAAAGUCUACUCUUUUAAACAUCCUGACCGGAUAUAAAUCAACAGGUACCGAAGGAAGUAUCACAAUGAAUGGCCAUGAAAGGAAUUUUAGUGCCUUUAGAAAAUUAUCAUGCUACAUUAUGCAAGAUAAUCAACUUCAUGCAAAUUUAACUGUAGCUGAAGCUAUGAAGGUCGCUUCGAACCUUAAACUUGGGUCACAUGUAAGCAAACCAGAGAAAGAAGAAGUGAUUCAAGAAAUUCUAGAAACACUUGGUCUAUCCGAACAUCGUCGAACUAUGACUUCAAAUUUGAGCGGUGGACAAAAAAAACGGCUUUCUAUUGCGCUUGAAUUAGUCAAUAAUCCUCCAAUAAUGUUCUUUGACGAACCUACUAGUGGUUUGGACUCUUCAUCUUGUUUUCAAUGCAUUUCGCUCUUAAAAACCUUAGCUCGAGGAGGAAGAACAAUAAUAUGUACCAUUCAUCAACCCAGCGCUAGGCUGUUCGAAAUGUUUGACUCUCUAUACACAUUAGCCGAAGGACAAUGUGUAUAUCAGGGAUCUACGUCGCAGUUAGUGCCAUUUCUUAGAAAUAUCGGACUCAACUGCCCAAGUUAUCACAAUCCAGCUUCUUUCAUUAUCGAAGUAUCGUGCGGAGAAUACGGUGACAACAUCAGAAAUCUGGUGAACGCUAUAAAGAAUGGAAAAUAUGAUAUUCGAGAAGGAUACCCAUUCCCUGAAAAUAAGUCGGAAGGAUUGAAUAAUGUAUCUAGUGAUUCGUUUUCGAAAGGUGAAGGUCGUGACGAAAACGUUGAAAUGAAAGAUAAAAAUGAUGUUAAUAAUUUGGAAGAAAAGUUUCAAGAGGACAAAAUAAAGGACAUAAAUAAUAAAGGAAUUAUCCCAUCUUACGCAACUAACGAUAUUACGAAACAAGUAGAUGUAGUGAUACCGGUUGAUAUGGAGAAAAAGGAUAAUGCUGAAGUAGCCUUACUUGAUGAAUCGAUUGUAAUCACUCCAGAGAGAUACCCCACAUCGGAAUGUCAACAGUUCUGGAUUGUUUUAAAACGAGCUUUACUUUUCAGUCGAAGAGAUUGGACACUUAUGUAUCUUCGACUUUUUGCUCACAUUUUAGUAGGUUUAUUGAUUGGCGCACUUUAUUAUGAUAUUGGGAAUGAUGGUGCUAAAGUACUUAGCAACCUUGGGUUUUUAUUUUUUAACAUGCUGUUUCUUAUGUAUACAUCUAUGACCAUUACGAUAUUGUCUUUUCCCUUAGAACUACCAGUGCUUUUAAAAGAAAAUUUUAAUAGGUGGUAUUCUCUCAAGGCCUACUAUCUAGCAAUUACCAUAUCAGAUAUACCAUUUCAGGCAAUAUUCUGCAUUAUGUAUGUUACGAUUGUGUACUUUAUGACAAGUCAACCAACAGAUAUUAUGCGAUUCAGUAUGUUCUUGGGAACAUGUUUACUUAUUUCUUUCGUUGCACAAUCGGUUGGGCUAGUGGUUGGUGCAGCAAUGAAUGUUCAGAACGGCGUAUUCUUGGCACCGGUCAUGUCUGUACCGUUUCUUUUGUUCUCCGGCUUUUUCGUUAGCUUUGACGCUAUUCCAGUAUAUCUUAGAUGGAUUACCUAUCUAAGCUACAUUAGAUAUGGUUUUGAAGGAACUGCUCUGUCCACAUACUCCUUUGGCAGAGAAAAGCUUAAAUGUUUCCAGGUGUACUGCCACUUUAAAAACCCAGAAACAACGUUGGAGGAAUUAGAUAUGCUCGAUGCUGAUUUCACUCUUGAUAUCCUUGCCUUGCUUUUGAUAUUCGUUGUACUUCGAAUUGCUGCCUAUUUGUUCCUUCGUUGGAAACUAAAGACUGCACGAUAGAUUAUUGUACGAUUAUUGUCAAUUUAACAAUGUUAUAGCGUACAACACUUUUCCAAAUGGACGCUACAGAUUAAAAUAAUGCAUUUCUUCAUAUGUUCGUAUACUACAAAUCCGUGAUUAACAAUUUUGUUUCUCUUCGACAUCGAAAACUGUUCACAUCAACAAUUUCCAAUCAUCGAAGAAACCUCAUGUACCGGGAGAAUGAAUUACCACAUACUGUUUAUGCUUAUGAUUGAAGAUGUUAUAAGAUUUAGAUGAACAUAAUUUAUUCUUUGUUAGUUUUACGAUAAUAAUUCUGUGGUAACUAUUGCGGCCAUAAUUAUCUAUAUUUUUUGUUAUAUAACACAAAAAUUUUAGAAAAUGUGCAUGAACAUAUACGGUGAUCUCAAAUGGAUCAUUAGUGUGUCUAUUAUUAAUUUACAAAGUGAUAGCUAGGAAAGGGAUUAAAUUUACUGGAUCUGACUAUAAAUGAACACCCACAAAACUCUGCAGUUCUAUACAUUGAAAAGAGUUAGAGGCCUUAAUUGACAACAUUUUGCGAGUGAUCAUAUUUUUUAUCCGCCUAUGGCUGUGAGUUUAAAAAUGCAGAAAAAUAACA
Messenger RNA from Bombus pascuorum, 3275 nucleotides. RefSeq names its product ATP-binding cassette sub-family G member 1. The transcript is spliced from 12 exons. Gene Ontology annotation, cellular component: plasma membrane. Lineage: Eukaryota; Metazoa; Arthropoda; Insecta; Hymenoptera; Apidae. Gene Ontology annotation, molecular function: ATP binding; ATP hydrolysis activity; ABC-type transporter activity. The record is from RefSeq and is a predicted model, not a curated record. Bases 566 to 2677 code for a protein of 703 amino acids.